AUGGUUGAGUUUAUACAAAGCGAAACCAAUACAGUUUUAAAAUUUGAUUCUCACGAAAGAAGAUAUAUAAUGGGUAAAAACGGUGUUAUGGCUUUAAUUAAAGACUUUUAUUACGAUCCUUUUAAAUGGUCAGUUGUGAAGAGCGUGGGUUUUUUCACAGUCGGUAUAGUGAUCGCUAGCGAGUGCACCGGCUUAGAAGUGAUGCCCGCAGUGCCGCAAUAA
Molecule: messenger RNA, 222 nt
Organism: Parnassius apollo (apollo)
Lineage: Eukaryota; Metazoa; Arthropoda; Insecta; Lepidoptera; Papilionidae
Source: the annotation of a GenBank genome assembly